AUGGAAUUGCAGGGGGGAAUCCCUCUGCUAGUGCAACAGUACAAAGCAUUAUUGAAGAAAAAUUAUCUGCUAGCAUGGCGGAACAAGCCCGCCACAUUCCUACAGCUCUUCUCGUCCUUCUUCUUCAUACUCCUUCUCUUUGGUAUUAAAAAAUCUGAGGAAGUGCGUAAUCGUGAUUCCAGUUAUGCCAAGGACUUGCGCGAUCCACAGCCUCUCGUGAUGCCACCUAUCCCGCCCUGUGAGGACAAGUUCUUUAUUAAGAAACCCUGCUAUGAUUUCAUUUGGAGUGGGAAACGUAGUAAAACUAUCGGGGAUAUUGUCAAGAAAAUCAUGGCUAAUAAUCCUGGUAGGCCUAUUCCUCCCAAUAAGGUUCUAGCAUUUAACACCGUUGAGGACGUGGAUACAUGGCUAUUCGAUAAUCCUGUGCGCUGUCCUGGAGCUCUGCACUUUCGAUUAGUGAACGGGAGUAUCCAUUAUGGUAUUCAGACAAACUCCACAAAAGUAAUGAAACGAGGAAUAUCUGAAGAUCCAACUUUUAAGUUCCAAAUCCCGCUUCAAUUAGCAGCAGAACGCGAAAUCGCUAGGAGUGUGAUUAGAAAUCCAAAUUUCCCCUGGGAGGUCAGUUUUAAGGAAUUUCCACAUCCUGCUGGUAAAACAUUCAAUGAAGUGGGCUUAUCAGCAAUGGUCUUUUUCAUGGCAGUUGCUAUAUUUGGUUUUGUCUUACAAAUCAGUGCUUUGAUUACUGAAAAGGAACUCAAACUUCGACAGGCAAUGACUAUGAUGGGUCUUUUUGAUACAGCCUAUUGGUUGUCAUGGAUCACUUGGGAAACAAUCCUCAUAUUUUUCUCUUCUACGCUCACUGUGAUCUUUGGAAUGAUGUUUCAAUUUGAUUUUUUCUUGGGCAAUAAUGCGGUGAUUGUGUUCCUUCUGUUUUUCCUCUUCCAACUUACUAUGGUUUCCUUUGGAUAUUGGCUGUCGGCUUUCCUUAACAAAGCAGCUUCAGUGACAAAUCUGGCUUUCGUCAUCUUUAUUGUUGGUUUCAUUACUAUGUUUGUUUCACAGAUGGCGAGAUAUCCCUACAGCCCACAAUUUGCCAAACGCCAUAGGAUUUAUUGGUCAUUGUUCCCACCAAAUCUUCUUACGAUAGGUCUUCAGUUACUUAUGGACGCAACUGAAAGUCCUAAAGAUCCUGGUAUUAACUGGAGUAAUAUGGCAAAGUGUUUACCCAGAAGCCCAGGCUGUGUAACUACCAUGAGUGAUGUGUUUAUACUGCAUGUGAAAACAUUUUUUUUCUGGUUCAUUCUGGCUAUAUACUUCGACAACAUAAUUCCAAAUGUAUCUGGUGUGAGAAAAUCAAAAAUCUACUUCCUGUAUCCUGGUUACUGGACUGGAAAUGGUGGAAGUAAUGUGAAAGAGGGAGGAAACUGUAGCUUAUGUUCAGGCUCAUUGCCAAAGCUGGAAACUAUUACACCAGAUGAUGCAGACGUUCUUACCGAAGAAAACACUGUUAAAAAGCAAGCUAUGGAAGGUGGAAAUUCCAACAAUGCAGUUCAAAUACGCGGUCUUGUUAAGACAUAUCCUGGAAAGUCUACAGGUGGUUGUUGCUGCUGCUGCUGCAGAAAAAAAACUCCUCCUUUCCAUAGUGUCAAGGGCUUAUGGAUGAACGUCGAAAAGGAUCAGCUGCUUUGUAUGCUUGGGCCCAAUGGAGCUGGCAAAACUACUACUGUAAGUUGUUUGACUGGGAUUAACCCUGUUACACAAGGAGAUGCAUCUGUAUAUGAUCAGUCCAUACGAAGCUCUAUGGGCAUGACAAACAUUCGAAGGAUGAUGGGAGUUUGCCCCCAGUUUGAUAUUCUAUGGGAUGCUUUAUCUGGACAAGAGAACCUUCAGAUUUUUGCCAACAAUAAAGGUCUACCGCCUGCUUCAGUAGACACGGUGGUAGCACAACUAUUAUCUCAGUCAAAAAUCACAAAGGUGUCUGCCAAGAUGAGAUCUUGUAGUUACAGUGGAGGAAUGAAACGACGACUUAGUGUUGCUAUAGCCCUUAUCGGAGAUCCAAAGUUGGUUAUUUUGGAUGAACCGACUACUGGUAUGGAUCCAAUAACUAGAAGGCAUGUUUGGGACAUAAUUGAGAAAGCAAAAAAAGGGCGUGCCAUUAUUUUGACAACCCAUUCAAUGGAAGAAGCUGACGUCUUAAGCGACCGCAUUGCUAUCAUGGCAAAGGGAAGGCUUCGUUGCAUUGGAACUUCCAUAAGAUUAAAAUCAAAAUUCGGAACUGGUUUCAUUGCUAAUGUGGGCUUAUCUACUGAAAAAGCAUCUCAACCUGAAGCUGUGAAACAGUUCUUUAAAAGCCGCUUGGAUGUGGUGCCUACAGAUGAAAAUAAGUCCAUCCUAACCUAUGUUAUUCCUCAUGACAGGGAGAAGCUUUUGACGGAAUUCUUUGCUGAGCUUCAAGCUAGAGAAAGUGAGUUCGGUAUAAGAGACGUCCAGUUAGGUCUUACAACUCUUGAAGAAGUUUUCAUGAACAUAGCUAAACAGGCAGAUGUGGAAACUGCAAUAGCUGAAGGAAGAUUUUCAACUCUUACGUUGAAAUCAGGGGAGUCUAUUGAAGUACCAGCGGGAGCGCGAUUUGUGGGAAUUCCAGGAACAAAAUCUCCACAGAAUCCCGGAGGUGUUAUGGUGGAAGUAUAUUGGGAGCCAGAUGAAAAUGGUGGUAUUUGCAUUUCUGGCCUCUCAGAAGAAAUGCCAAUACCACCUCAAAUUCAACUAAGGGAUCCUCCAAAUACCACAUCAGCUAAACCCCAAGGAAUUGUAAUUGACCCUUCACUACUCAAAGUGCUGUAGUCAUGCAUGACAAAAAAAAUUACUAGGAAAUAGUAGCACUGAGGUACGUAAACUCAGAUAAAGUAAGAGAUCGUAAGUGUCCAACUUGAAUAGUAUUAUACUACUAGCCAG
This is a messenger RNA of Capsicum annuum, 2955 nucleotides long. RefSeq names its product ABC transporter A family member 2-like. Gene Ontology annotation, molecular function: ATP binding; ATP hydrolysis activity; lipid carrier activity. The record is from RefSeq and is a predicted model, not a curated record. Lineage: Eukaryota; Viridiplantae; Streptophyta; Magnoliopsida; Solanales; Solanaceae. The transcript is spliced from 16 exons. Gene Ontology annotation, biological process: transmembrane transport; lipid transport. Gene Ontology annotation, cellular component: intracellular membrane-bounded organelle; membrane. The coding region runs from base 1 to 2844 and encodes 947 amino acids.